CCCCCCCCCCCUCGGCCAUGGCCGCCGAGAGCGGGCGGCACUUCUGGAAGCGCAGCGCCAAGCUGCCCGGCAGCAUCCAACCCGUCUACGGAGCGCAGCAUCCCCCGCUGGAUCCCCGCCUCACCAAAAACUUCAUCAAGGACCGCUCCAAGGUCAACGCGCUGCCCAUGAAAAGCAAGAAGGCCUCCAGCUUCCAUGAGUUUGCCCGCAACACCAGCGAUGCCUGGGACAUCGGCGACGAUGAAGACGAGGACUUCUCUUCCUCCUCCUCCUCCUCUUUGCAAACUCUGAACUCUAAAGUGGCCAAGGCCACGGCGGCCCAGGUCCUGGAGAACCACAGCAAGCUGCGGGCGAAACCCGAGCGGGCCCCGUCUGCGUUCAGCGACGUGCCCACCAACUGCAAGGUCAUCAAGUCCAGCAGCGAGGCCCAGCUCUCCAGGACUGCUGAGGAGGCCUGCGUGCGGACCCCCCUUCAGAAGCAGCAGUCCCUCCCCCUCCGGCCCGUCAUUCCUCUCGUCGCCCGAAUCUCCGACCAAAACGCUUCGGGUGCUCCCCCCAUGACGGUGAGGGAGAAAACCCGCCUGGAGAAGUUCCGGCAGCUUCUUUCCAGCCACAACACGGACCUGGAUGAGCUGAGGAAAUGCAGCUGGCCCGGCGUGCCCAGAGAGGUCCGGCCCGUGACGUGGCGUCUCCUCUCAGGUUAUCUCCCCGCCAACAUGGAGCGGCGGAAGCUGACUUUGCAGCGCAAGCGGGAGGAGUACUUUGGCUUCAUCCAGCAGUACUACGAUUCCCGGAACGAGGAGCACCACCAAGAUACUUACCGCCAGAUCCACAUCGACAUUCCAAGGACCAACCCUCUCAUCCCCCUCUUCCAGCAGCCGCUUGUCCAGGAGAUCUUUGAAAGAAUCCUGUUUAUCUGGGCCAUCCGACACCCAGCCAGCGGCUACGUGCAGGGCAUCAAUGACCUGGUCACUCCGUUCUUUGUCGUGUUCCUCUCUGAAUACGUCGAGGAGGACGUGGAGAACUUCGACGUGACCAACCUGUCGCAGGACGUUUUACGGAGCAUCGAGGCUGACAGCUUCUGGUGCAUGAGCAAACUGCUGGACGGGAUACAGGAUAACUACACCUUUGCACAGCCGGGGAUCCAGAAGAAAGUCAAAGCCCUGGAGGAGCUGGUCAGCCGGAUCGAUGAGCAGGUACAUAACCACUUUAGGAAGUACGAGGUCGAAUACCUGCAGUUCGCCUUCCGCUGGAUGAACAACCUGCUGAUGAGGGAGCUGCCUCUCCGCUGCACCAUCCGCCUCUGGGACACCUACCAGUCGGAGCCGGAGGGAUUCUCCCACUUCCACCUGUACGUCUGCGCCGCCUUCUUGAUCAAGUGGCGGAAGGAGAUCCUAGAUGAGGAAGACUUCCAAGGCCUUCUAAUGUUGUUACAAAACCUGCCCACGAUACACUGGGGCAACGAAGAGAUCGGUCUCCUGCUCGCUGAAGCCUACAGACUCAAGUACAUGUUUGCAGACGCUCCCAAUCAUUACCGCCGAUAGGUGCCAGGACUCGACUCUCUCCUCUGCCCUGUGCCCGCCUCCUCCUCCUGGCCCGAUCUGAUCACUGUGGCAUUUUGUCGUCCCAAGUCCCUCGGACACUCCAGCCGGGAGCUGCUCCUCGCUGUACAAAGCUCACAUCGACUUGUCUUAACUCUUCUGUGUGCCUGUCUGCCACUCCACGCGCCUGGUGUGCCACUCCAACCACCGUCAGUAUUUCGUGCCCGUGGCCCGAGCCAGGGAGAGAGGCUUGAAGGGGCUCGGGGGCAGCUUUGUAGGAAAAAAACUGAGCCGAGGACGGAGCCCUCCUGUCCUCUCCCACCCCUGCCCAGGGCUCGUCCAGCUGUUGACUGCCUUGGCUUUGCUGCCGCGUCUUUGCCCACCGCUGCACACGCAUACACACGUGCUCGCCGCCUCGCGCCUGUGUGCGCUGCCCCAUCCCGCUCCCUUCUCUCUUCAGACGCAGUUUGAUCCGACUCCCAGACGAAAAUGCCUUAUCAGAGACUGCCUGGCCGGAGACCUUCCCCGGGGCUGCAGGGCAAGAAGUUUCUCAGGGCCUGGCUUCACUCCGAGUGUCCGAAGACCCCGAGCACUUUGUGGGUUCACGAGGGAGCUGCUCAUGCUCUGCCCUCUCCAUCCUCUUCGCCUUCCUCCAGGUGUUGGUGGGCAUGGCGAGGGGACCACUCCACCCCCGUGUGCUUCGAAUGAUGCUCGUCGGCUCGCUGAGACCUUCUGCGACCGACGUCCUGUCGGUACAGCCCCUCCUGGCGUGGGGGGAGCGGGGGCCUCCUCAUGCCCCUCGCAAAGCCCCCGCUCCUCCAAGGCGUUCUGUGUAUAUUGUGUUCUUGUGUAUAUGGGUCAAAGAUGUACAAUAUAAGUCUUCUGUUUGUAGCAGAUAUGAUUUUAUAUUUAUAACAUACACCCCUUGUUCUUCCCCUCCUCUCCACGCCUGUGAAGGCUGCCUGGGAACGGCGUUGUAGGGCUUUGGACCCCUCCCGAGGUGAGGGGGGAGCCGGAGCCCCAGCUCUUUCUGCCCUACUGUGGUUUUGGGGUGUUGAGUGUGUCAGGGAGUUGUGUGGUUGAAAUAUCUCAAGGCUUCCUGCACAAAGGGGAGGGGGGGGUUGAGGAGAGGGGAGCUCCCAGCGGGAGCUGGGGGAGAGCAAGGCGAGGAGAUACAGGGUACGGUGCCCGGUCCCGGCACCGCAGGGCACAGCGGUGCCAGUGCUGCCGGGGCCUCUCCCGGGCACAAAGGGUCCCAGAUCCGGUGCUGGCUGCCCCCGGUGCUCCCCGUGGUGUGGACACAGCCUCUGGGGCCCCAGCGCACUUGGGGCUGGCCUCACCUCCCUCGGUUCUUAACCAAAACCAAUCGUGAAUGUUUCAUUGGGCUGGUUUCUUCCGCAGGCGCUGUCCCUGUCCUGCCGGGGUUGGGUGCGGGAGGGGUGCAGGGGACAGGUCCAGACCCCGCUGGGGAUUCUCGGGGCUGUCGGGGCAGGACGGGGGGGUGCCCGGUGCGAAGAGGCAGCGGGCUGUGAGGCCGGGGCCAAGCAUGUGGAAGGCAGAGCCUUGUUGCCAAUAAAACUCCAAACAGUGUCUCAAGAAAUCACUUUUCUGAUCUGGAGUUUUUUUUUCUUCUCAGGCAUUUGGACUUUUACUUUAUUUUCGUGUGUGCCUUUUGUUGUUUUCUCCGAGACAGAGCUGGCGGUCGGUAGUUUGACGUGACUGAUUAAAAGA
This is a messenger RNA of Oxyura jamaicensis (ruddy duck), 3272 nucleotides long. RefSeq names its product TBC1 domain family member 22B (gene TBC1D22B). NCBI's taxonomy places the organism in Eukaryota, Metazoa, Chordata, Aves, Anseriformes, Anatidae. Gene Ontology annotation, biological process: activation of GTPase activity. Gene Ontology annotation, molecular function: GTPase activator activity. The transcript is spliced from 13 exons. Bases 18 to 1544 code for a protein of 508 amino acids. The record is from RefSeq and is a predicted model, not a curated record.